This is a messenger RNA of Magnolia sinica, 1235 nucleotides long. RefSeq names its product bidirectional sugar transporter SWEET14-like. Lineage: Eukaryota; Viridiplantae; Streptophyta; Magnoliopsida; Magnoliales; Magnoliaceae. Gene Ontology annotation, cellular component: membrane. The transcript is spliced from 6 exons. The coding region runs from base 230 to 1099 and encodes 289 amino acids. Gene Ontology annotation, molecular function: sugar transmembrane transporter activity. The record is from RefSeq and is a predicted model, not a curated record. Gene Ontology annotation, biological process: carbohydrate transport.
CAUUCCCUACCUUCAUGCAGAAUGCCCACACCACCUAACCACUCCACUCAUACAUGCAAUCAAGGGAAUUGCAACAACAGCCCUUGUUUUCAUCUCAUUGGAGUUGGAGGAGGAUAGAAAUCUAGGGUUUUUCUUUUGGUGUGCAAUACCCAACUCUCUCUCUCUCUCUCUCUCUCUCUCUCUCUCUUCCCCCUAUAUAAAGCCAGAAUAUAUAACUAGUUCUAUAGAGAUGGCCAUCAUCACCAUCCAUCCUCCAUGGACUUUCACCUUUGGUCUCUUAGGUAACAUAGUCUCGUUCAUGGUCUACCUUGCUCCCUUGCCCACAUUUUAUCGAGUUUAUAGGAAGAAAUCAACGGAGGGAUUUCAAUCACUUCCUUAUGUGGUUGCAUUGUUCAGUGCAAUGAUGUGGAUUUACUAUGCGUUUGUAAAGACCGAUGCUUACCUGUUGAUCACAAUCAACACCAUUGGAUGUGUCAUCCAAACCAUAUACAUCACAAUAUACAUAACUUAUGCACCAAAGAAGGCUAAGCUCAUUACUGCUAAACUGCUUUUGUUGUUAAAUGUUGGGGUGUUUUGUUUGAUUCUUAUCUUGACCCAAGUGUUAGUGGGGGGCCCACAGCGUGUUCGGGUCCUUGGAUGGGUUUGUGUCGCCUUCUCCGUUAGUGUCUUUGCAGCUCCUUUGAGCAUCAUGAGGCUUGUUAUACGUACGAAGAGUGUAGAGUUCAUGCCAUUUUACUUGUCUUUCUUCCUUACAUUGAGUGCUGUGAUGUGGUUCUCCUACGGUUUUCUACUGAAGGAUAAAUUCAUUGCUCUGCCAAAUGUGGUGGGCUUCAUCUUCGGCCUCCUUCAAAUGAUCCUAUACAUGUUUUAUAAGGGUACCAAGAAAGAAAUUCAAGAACAAAAGCUACCCGAACACAUCGCCAACGUCGUUAGGCUGAGCACGAUAGGGAGUUCGGAGGUCCACCCGAUCGAUGUUGUGCCACAGACCCACAAUGAGAAAAACAUGGACGAAGAUGUACAGUCACUUGAACGGGCUGAUCAGGACAAGAAAGAUGUGGGGCCCACUGAGGAGGCCCAAUCAAGUAAAUGCGAAGUUUGAUAAUGCAUGUUCUUAUAUGCAUUAGUUGGGACUUGGAUGCAACUUCUAUGUAUGAUUUUGGGAUUUUUGGUUCAAAAGAGAUGAAUGAUGGGGAGAGGCAUUCCUACACCAUAUGCGCUUCUUCAAGCUCUCUCUC